CUUUAUAUAAAGUUCUCCUUCUUCUUUAAUUUCUUCCUUUAUCGAUUUAUAUCAAACUAAAUCCGCGUAUAUAUACCUGGAUUAAUAAUUUUUGUUAGGGUUGUGAGUGCGAGCAGCAAUCUAAUAUCAAAAUUAGAGAAACAUGACAAAGGUAACAAUCAAUUUUUUCACAUUUGUAGUAUUCACAUCUUGUAUGGUAAAUUUGAGUUAUGCUACGACUCAAAAUCCCACAACAUCGACAUGGGCAGAAACAAAGUCAUACGGCCAAGGCCAAGGCCACGAGCGCAAAACAGUCCUACAAUUCUACUUCCACGACAUCAGAACCGCGGUUGGCGAUGAGCCCACAACCGCCUCCUUGAUAGCGCAACCCAUACAAGGCAUCAACAACUUUACCUCCGGCUUCGGCAACCUAUAUAUGGUCGAUGAUCCGCUCACUCUAACCCCAGACCGUAACUCCAAGUUGGUAGGACGUGCACAAGGUUUCUAUGGUUCGGCAUCACAAGAAGUCGUAAACUUUGUUACGGGCUUGACGUAUGGAUUUGUUGAUGGCAUCUAUAAUGGGAGUUCCCUAGUCAUUUUUGGCUCAAACCCGAUUACGAAUCCGGUGAGGGAGCUCCCCGUCGUUGGUGGGACGGGGGUUUUUAGGAUGGCUCGUGGAUAUGCUAUUGCUCGAACUUAUUUUCAUAAUAAUACACUUCAUAAUGCUAUUGUUGGAUAUAAUGUUACAGUCUUUCAUGCUUAGAACAUUAAUUAGAAGGGUUAGGUUACAUAUUGAUGUAUGAUUUAUUUUAUGUUUGAAUCGUGUAAUUCAUGUGGACAUGUGGUAGUUAGUUGGCAAUGGGGAAGGACAGAUAGGGGGUGGGCAAUGGGAAGGAAAAGUUGGUCAAAACUCAAUUAAGGCGGCUCUUUAGUAAAGUAAGCAAAUGUGACGUUUUAUCGAUCUCCCUUCUAAAAAUUAAAUAAAAUAUGUUGGUUAGUAUUGUAUAGAUUACUCUGUCAAAUACGUGUAAUUUUAAAUCAAGUAUGAUUUACAAUUAACUUAAUAAGGUUAUAGGUAAAUAAUUUUAUCCAUCGUUGAAUUCAUGAUAUGUUAUAAAGACUUUGUUCAAAAGCUUGUUAAUGUUUUUGACAAACUACAAGCGAUGCAAUAUGUAAAAGAGUUUAUA
This is a messenger RNA of Chenopodium quinoa (quinoa), 1166 nucleotides long. RefSeq names its product dirigent protein 22-like. Bases 143 to 742 code for a protein of 199 amino acids. NCBI's taxonomy places the organism in Eukaryota, Viridiplantae, Streptophyta, Magnoliopsida, Caryophyllales, Amaranthaceae. The record is from RefSeq and is a predicted model, not a curated record. The transcript has a single exon.